CCGGAAGUCAUCACAGUCAAAAUGGCGGACUUGACUAUUGAUGAUGUCAGUGUCUUUGACAGAUAUGGCAGCUGACGACAAGGUUGCCAUUCUAACAGAAGACGAGGAGGAGCAGAAGAGGAGGUAUGUGUUGGCCGAGCCAUUCAACACCCUGUCUGUGGAUCAACAGGCGGGUGCCACACCUGCACCCACCUUAGACCCGCCACCUGAACAGCCUCCGACCUUCCAACCCGACUCCACAGACUGCUGCGAGAGGAUGUGCCUCCACAUCAACAGCCACCUCCUCAUCUCCAAAGUGUUCUACUUCUUCUUCUACGCUGCCUACGGCUCGCUGCACCCUCUGCUAGCCGUGUACUACAAGCAGCUGGGCAUGUCGGCCAGUCGCAGCGGGCUGCUCGUCGGCAUCCGCUACUUCAUUGAGUUCUGCAGCGCCCCCUUCUGGGGUGUGGUGGCAGACCGCUUCAAGAUUGGAAAGGCCGUCCUGCUGUUUUCUGUUCUUUGCUGGCUGGGAUUUAACUGUGGUAUCGGCUUUGUCAAACCAGCUGAGAUUAAAUGUGAGGAAAUAGGAGCUGUGACACCGACGACACCUGUGAUGACGAAUAUCUCUGAUGGUAACUUCACACAUCCAAGCAGCUCCACCAACCACACCAGGAGUCGCCGGAGCCUUCUGGACGUUUUUGGGCUUCAUGACCUUUAUGACUCCAGCAUGUUUUACAGACACGCACGAAGUGCUGAUGCCAACACAACUUCAGCCGCCUUCACGCCAGAUGUCACCACCCAGCUCAUGCCAAACACCACUCUACCCACUACCACCGCCAUUGCCUUGACUUCACCCACAGUCAAGCAACACCAGCUUAUCUACAAUGAGAACCAGGUGGAGACCAUCUUCCUGCUCAUCCUGCUUGUUAUCAUCGUGGGCGAGUUCUUCAGCGCUCCUGCCAUCACCAUCGUGGACACCAUCACCCUGCAGUACCUCGGUAAAGCCCGUGACCGCUACGGCCUGCAGAGGAUGUGGGGCUCUCUGGGCUGGGGUCUGGCCAUGCUGCUGGUGGGCAUCUGGAUCGACCACACACACGUCAACAUUUUCAGCAACGUCAACACAACAACGUUCACUGACGCUGGCUGCAUUCUGCCCGACUACCGUCAACACAGCUACCAGAUUGCCUUCAUUGUCUUUGGUGUGCUGAUGUCUGUGGCAUUCAUCGUGGCCACUCAGUUCUACUUUGAAAAAGGUGGCAACUACCCGCAGGAGCUUCCAGAGCAGGUGGUGGAGCAGACAGACAGUCCAAGGUCAAUAUCAGAGUCCAGCUCUGCAGACCAGACUCCCACCAGUCCUGAUGCUGCUCAGGAGUUCCACUACAGUGACCUCCUGAAACUUCUCUGCAGUGUGCGCUACAGCUCUGUCCUGUUCGUCGCCUGGUUCAUGGGCUUCGGCUACGGCUUUGUUUUCAGCUUCCUGUACUGGCACUUGGAGGACCUCAAAGGGACAACCACCCUGUUUGGCGUCUGCUCCAUCCUGAGCCACAUCUCAGAGCUCAGCGCCUACUUCCUCAGCCACAAGUUCAUCGAGCUGGUUGGACACAUCAGGGUGCUGUACAUCGGCCUGGCCUGCAACACAGCUCGUUACCUGUACAUCUCCUACCUGCAGAACGCCUGGACCGUCCUGCCUAUGGAGGUCCUUCAAGGUGUGACCCAUGCCUCAGUUUGGGCAGCCUGUAUCUCCUUCCUGAGCGCUGCGGUCCCACCAGCACUGAGAACAUCAGCACAGGGGAUCCUGCAGGGCCUGCACCUUGGCCUGGGGCGCGGCUGUGGAGCCAUGGUGGGAGGAGUGUUAGUCAGCUACUUUGGUGCUGCAGAAACGUUCAGAGGAAUCGGCAUGGCCUCCCUCGUCAUCCUCCUCAUCUUCUCCUUCAUCCAAUGUCUGACUGGACGAGCCGAGGGGGAAGAGGACAAAAUGCUGGCAGAGAACAUCCCAGUCGCCUCUAGCCCAGUUCCCAUUGCCACCAUCAAUCUGGUGCCGAGCCACAACACCGCCGAUAGCUUGACACAGGAUGCCGUGGCACCUCUGAGGAAGACCAAGCACCAGGAGGAUCAGGAGGACGUGACCCAGCCGGCCUGGAUGCUCUCCGGCGCCCCGUGGGUCACCAUCGCCUUCGCCAUUGUCCAGAUCAGAGAGCUGAUCAGCAUGGCAAGGAGCAGCAGACCUCCUCCAGAGACUCGGCCACUGCAGGUGCCUAAUGACCGGGUGUCGACUGAGAACGAGGUGGCAGUGACAUCACACACAAGUGAUGACGGCACAGCCACCUCAGAACCACCUACACAACCAAACACCACCCACCCUGCACCCACAGACUCGAAUAAAGACCAAACAUCUCUGUCCUCAGGCGAAGGAGGGCCUAAAGAAAACCCAGCCUUCAUAGCUGAGAACACAGACUGAGUGUACAUUUAGACACUAUUUAAUUUACACACACUGAACUUUAAGCUCAAUGUUUUAUUACUGCAAAUACAUCCAUCUUUACAAGUCAGUUUGUCUCAAAUUCAGUCUUAAAAUCUGAGCAGUAAUGAGUAGUGGUGAGAGAUUUCUACUACAGGUUCAUGUAAAAUGAGUCAGUAUCAUAAAACUUGCACAUGAUCAUAAAAUAAGGCAGUAUUUUCCAGAAAUUGUCCUUUAAUCCUGGAAACAAUUUGGAAAAACUAACUAGAAUUCAUUUGCUGUUUGAGUUUUUUAAAAUUGGUUUUAAGACUCGGACAAAACUUGUUUCUAUGGAUUGUUUUUGCAGUGAGGACUUUGGAUGAAAAAGAUGUUUUGUACUGUUUUCCUCUUAGAGACGAGCAAAUCCGACACCUCGGAGCUCUGUGCAUUAUGAUAACUGCCCUUUACUAGUGGAGUGUGAAGGAAAGUCCCUCAUAUGUAAAGACUGUGCCUCUUAGUAAGUUAUUAACUUCAUUUAGCUGAAAGGUGAUGAAAUCUGACAAAGCAGUGAUUUAAUUCAACAGCUUGAUUUCACAAUGACGGCACAAAAUUAAUUUCAUGCAGAGGUUCCCAACGUUUUUACGCCACAGGUCAUUUAUUUCUACUGGAGUCACAGUGAUGAUCGUCUCUUUCUCUGAGAGGUAAUCACUGUCAUGUUUUAAAAACAAAACUCCUGUAACUAAAAAAAUCAUUUGUCCAGUGCCUGAUACAAACAUUUUAAAGUUGUUCCUUUUGUGCAGUAUGACAAAUAUUAAUGCUUUUCUUGGAGUUUGAAAUGACAGAAAAUAACAUGAAUAAAGGCAAAUUUUUGUUGCGGGUUAUCUAAUUUAAGCAACAUGCUAAUGGUUCCUGCCAUCUUGGUUUGGAUUAGGAUGCAGGUUUAGCUUAAGAAGAAAAGGGACAAAAUAAUAUAUACAUGAAGAUGGUACUGCAAAAUACUGCAAAACUCUCUCCAAUAGCUUUGAAUGUUUAUAAUAAUUAUGGAACUUUUUGCAGAUUCACAUUGUUUCCUGGCAAAUCCUCCAUGGCCUGGGUGUUGGGAGCCCCUGUAGUACUUGAAUUAAACAGUGUUGUACAGAAUCUUCGCUGGUUGAAUCUGUUUCCGAUGCAGCUUCGUGUGACAUUAACUUGAGUUUAAAGCAGGAUCCCUGCAUUGGAAAGAUGUCACAUCGCCUCGUCUUCGUUUCAGAUUUCAUCGCUUCUUUCAAAACAAAAGUGUUGUGUGAAGAAGUUUGUCUGAGAUAGAUGUUUGAUUGCUGUAUAAUUUACCGAAGAAGUGCCUCUUAGAAACCUUCUGUAAGCCUCGUAAUCAUCAUUGCUGUCUUAACUUAUUAUUUUAAGGAUCUCUUUACUGUACCACACUCCUACAGAGCCACCAGUCGUUUUCAGCACAUCCUGGAUGCUUUUGUACUGAAGCUGGCAAUAGCUGACACACACUGGUAGCUACUGUCCUUGAUUUUCAUGCCAAAGAAUUCCCAGUAUUCUGUGUUUUUAAGUGUCAUCUCGCUGGAAAAGCCAUGAAAACAGAAUUAAUAAAGUUCUGUUUUGAAGAAGUGUAAAGAAAAUGAGCUAUUUCCAUUUUAGGUGGUUUUUCUGCCUCUGUGGCGAACGAAGGCCAAUAACAUCAGUGUGCUUAAUCAUAAAACUGUUAUUAAAUGUAUGUUGUGUUAAACAGUAACACAACCCUCUAGCAUCUCAGAUUGUAGCCCAGGCUGAACUUGUCUCUGUGUGUGUGUGUGUGUGUGUGUGUGUGUGUGUUUUCUUAACCUUGAGAUAAAGUUGAAAACUCCAGGAGCAACAAGUAAGAGAAAGGGCCAUGAAUUGACAUUUAUGGGACAGACUUCUUUUUCUGAGGUGAGUUAACGUUCUGCCACAGAGACAGAGAUGAUUUACCUGCAAAAUGUUUGCUGGCAAAACAAUCUCACAAAAAUGUCCAUUUAGUCACAGUUCUGGAGCUUUCAGUCACAUCACACCGACUUCCUCACAGUGGUUAGUGAUUUUAUUGUUCACAUUUCAGUUUUUUUUUUAAGCUCAUCUCCUUUGUACUGCCUUAAAAUGUGAGAAUUUAGAAAAGUUUGAACACCUACAGUCCCAUCUCCUGACGAAGACCUUGUAAUAUGAUCAAAAGCCCCAGAACAGUUAAUACCUGGACCUCGGUGGUGAGGCUGCCGGCUACCGUUUCAGAAGUCGAGAACAGGGGUUGAAAGGAUCAAAGUACAUUUAUAUACUUGUGUAUUGUAAGUACAUGUAAAACUAAUUUAGAUUAUUUUGUUAUUUUGGUUGCCUUGCAUUUCUACUUCACUACAUUUAAGAGCCAGAUGUACUUUUUACUCACAUCCAAACAAGUUAUGAUGCACUGUUACAUAUAAGGUAAAAGUACUUAGUUAAAGUAGUAAUACUGCAGUGUAAAAAUACUUUUGCACCACAUUUGAAAUUGUACUUAAGUGAAAAGGUAUUAGCAUCAAAAUCUACUUAAAUGUAUUAAAAGUAACCAUAUUUAUUAUGCAAAAUCAUAUUACUGGGAUAUAUGUACUUACUGAUACACUGUAAUGAUGCAAAUGGGUAAUUAUUUCAAUUACUUCAUAUACUAUAGUAAAGCUUGUAAAAUACCCCCGAGGGAUCAGUAAAACUUUAUCUCUAGUAAUUUAUUUGUUGAAUGAAGCGGCAAAGCAGCCUAAGUUGUUAAAUAAAUGUACUGGAGGAAAAAAAGUACAUUUGCCUCUGAAAUGUGGAGUAGAAGUAUGAAGUUGCAUAAAAUGAAAGUAUUCAAGUAAAGCACAAGUAUCUCAAAAUUGCUUAAAGACAGUACUUGAUAAAAAUGUACUUUUGUUAUGUUUCAUACUUCUAACUUCGUUUUACUGAAACUAAAACAUUGUGAAUGCAGUACUUGUAACUGAGUAUUGUUACACUUAGAUAUUACAACUAUUACUUGAGUAAAGGUCCUGGAUGUGUUGUAUUUUAUAAGCUCAUUGUGUGCUUAAAAUGCAGAACUGCAGUAGUCAGAUAAAUGCAGUACAUUUUUAGCUUGAAAUGUGUAGCGGUGGAAGUGUGAAGUACCAUAAAAUCUUAAAGUACAGUGCAGCGUUUCUAUAUGCAGAAUGUUGUGCCGGGCGCGGCCACUUGAUGGCAGUAGUGCUCUGAGAGUGUCCCUGGGCAUGUAGCAUCUUAAAUGGACUAAACCAGUCUGUGUGUGUGUGGAGGGUUAUUGAGGUCGUGGUGCGCCUGCUACUGAUGGGUGUGUGUGGGAGGACAGUAAUAGGCUUCCUCAAAACUAGACUGUGUGCUGUCAUAAAAAUGAAAAUGAUAAAAUAAAAACCGUCUUGGCGCACUCAGCCUGUCUGAUAUCCAUGGAGACACUUCAUCAGCCCCUCUGUUGUUGUUGUUGUUGUUGUUUUGUCUUGCAUGGGCAGCCACUUAAUAAUGAACAGUGUAAUAGUGUUUUUCUUCAGAGGUGUCAUGACCAUG
Messenger RNA from Monopterus albus (swamp eel), 5938 nucleotides. Its product is annotated as major facilitator superfamily domain-containing protein 6-A. The record is from RefSeq and is a predicted model, not a curated record. NCBI's taxonomy places the organism in Eukaryota, Metazoa, Chordata, Actinopteri, Synbranchiformes, Synbranchidae. The transcript is spliced from 7 exons. Gene Ontology annotation, cellular component: plasma membrane. The coding region runs from base 41 to 2437 and encodes 798 amino acids. Gene Ontology annotation, biological process: antigen processing and presentation of exogenous peptide antigen via MHC class I.